This is a messenger RNA of Penicillium soppii, 1251 nucleotides long. RefSeq lists its product as uncharacterized. Gene Ontology annotation, cellular component: nucleus. Bases 1 to 1251 code for a protein of 416 amino acids. The record is from RefSeq and is a predicted model, not a curated record. NCBI's taxonomy places the organism in Eukaryota, Fungi, Ascomycota, Eurotiomycetes, Eurotiales, Aspergillaceae. The transcript is spliced from 5 exons. Gene Ontology annotation, biological process: U6 snRNA 3'-end processing. Gene Ontology annotation, molecular function: 3'-5'-RNA exonuclease activity.
AUGCCCCUAGUACAAUAUUCUGACUCGGAGUCCGAUUCAGAGUCUAGAUCUUCUCCUCCGACCAAGAAACCCCGCCAUAACAAUCCAGGGCCAUCGCUGCCCCCCCUUCCUGCAGCGUUUCACGACCUCUAUGCUUCAACAACACGUGUGAGCAUCCAAGAUGAUCCUACGCUCCAUGGUGGCAGAAAACGCGUAAUCCCCCACGUUGAAGGAAACUGGCCAACGCAUCUCUACCUCGAAUGGUAUCCAGGCAAAGAAGAGUUGUCCCUCCUUACGAGUUUAAUUGUUCAGUGUGAGACUUCACUUGAUGAAAACUCGUCUAGCGUCCACAGUCUCUUGCAUAGUGAUCUUGGUGCUCAGCUACCGCUUCAUAUCAGCUUGUCUCGGCCGGUGGUCCUUCGCACCGAGCAACGUGCUUUGUUCAUUGAAAAGCUGCAGGAUUCUAUCGUCGGCUCCCAUAUUCCACCGUUCCAAGUACGGCCCAAUACCCUCUACUGGGUGUCAAAUUAUGAAAAGACACGCUGGUUCCUUGUCUUUAGUGUUCAAAGGCCGGUGAAGUUGGAGAAAUUUCAUAAGGAUUAUGUUCUUGCCCUCACAGUUUUUGGCAUCUUGACACGAGCAUACAUGUACUCUGCCUGUAUUGUAAUUACCGAAAUAUUACCAACGCGACCGCGUCUUCCCGCUAACAACUUUGUUCUUUCUCUUUUCUCUUCUUGUCUUCUUCUCUCCUUUCCUCGCCUGUCUACGAUGCAGGUUCCCAAUGUAACUCUGGAAGAUCUCCAAGCCUUCCAACGCAAGCACUUCCCUGGUCAACAUCAAACUCCGUGCAUCCAAGAAAAUGACCCGAUAGCAGACGAAGACCUUGGAUACUACCCUGACGGGGUGAAGCGCACACUUACAGAUGAACAGAUCGAGAUGUUCAGACACAGUGAGAUCCAUUCCCUGUUGCGCAAAAAGCAACUCGAGCUGGAGAAUUCCGAUUACGAGGCUCGGAUGCGUUUACCUGCGAAAAAUGAGUCAGAUGGUAAUCAUGAUGAUGUGGUUGAGAAGCGACCUUUAGAUGGUCAACCCAGCCCAACUGGUGAUCAGAAGCGGUUGAAAUCGCUACGGGAAUCCAAAAACCAUGAUGAUGAUACAACCCAAGAGCCGCUGGACUAUGGGGACAACAGCUCUCAUCCACCACCGGCAAAGAAGCCCCCAGUGUCGCGCGCACCAUAUCAAGGUCGUAGAAUCAUCUCCUACGACGACUGA